This is a messenger RNA of Bacillus rossius redtenbacheri, 2315 nucleotides long. RefSeq lists its product as uncharacterized. Gene Ontology annotation, molecular function: nucleic acid binding. The coding region runs from base 968 to 1621 and encodes 217 amino acids. The transcript has 5 exons. NCBI's taxonomy places the organism in Eukaryota, Metazoa, Arthropoda, Insecta, Phasmatodea, Bacillidae. The record is from RefSeq and is a predicted model, not a curated record.
GUCCAUCCACGGUAACCUCCUACUUUUUUAAACGAACCUUUGAAAAAACACACCAGGAUGCAGCAUGUUUGGUUCGUUUGCAAAAAUACUUUCCAUCAUAUGCAUAUUAAACAUGCAUUAACACUAAAUUACCGUAUAAUGAUGUUAAAUAAAAUUUUACAAAAAAAGUAACUAUCUAUGUACAAUAUUAUUAAUAUUAAUGAUCUCGCAUGUGUGUAAAUGAAACAGUGAGAGAAGUGGUGUGUUGGCAAUGAUUAGAACGAAAUAGUUCCAUAGCCAAAAUAUAUAUUUUUUGACUUUCCGCGUGUAUUUAAGAAUUUGUGUGGGUAUUUGUUAAGUUUGAACAUUUUUUUAAAUCUCUGGUGAAAUAAAAACGUUAUGUUAACGGUAAAAAAAAUAUUACGUGCCGAAACCGUGGUCGCGCAUUAAUAAUGUUAAUAGUCACUUGAUUGUUUUCUCUUUCAGCCGUUUGCAGUCUGCACAGAUUACGCCAUAUUGCAGUGUGUUUUAAUAUAUUACUGACCGUGAAAUAACGUACAGUUUGUGUUUCAGGAUUUUGUGUUAAUAUUGUGUAUUUUAACUUUGUUAUAUUAUUUAUUAUCUACUAUUGUAAUGAUGGAAUUUGUUAUCGUUUUGAUAUGUUGUGUGGUUCUUGUGAUUGCUGUAAUGGUAAUUGGUUCCGGAAUGGGGAAAGCUACUUCUUCGCAGCGUCAGAUGGACAUCAUUAACGUCGCUCAGAACUUAUAUGUUUUAAUUAAAAAAGGCGACUUGAAGAAAUGUGACGUUACGCAGACGACCGCGUUUCUUCUCAACAUCGCAAAGUCAACUGUUCUCAAGUACUACAAGAAAGACAUUGAAGAAGUUUCAACACCAGGAAAAAAGAGGAAAAAAAAGGCCACAGGAAGGAAAGUCACUUGACACAGUCGACGAUUUCACAGUAAAUACAAUCAGGAAUGCAAUUUACAGGAUGUACGCUGAAGGUUUGAAUGUUACAGUCGACACCAUUUUGAAAGAAAUCAGGGAAAGACAAAUAGAUUAUUAUGGUGGAAGAUCAAGUCUUCAUAAAUUGUUAAAGAAGAUGGGAUUUUCAUGGACAACUGUUGAUGGACGAAAAGCUUUGAUAGAGAAUGAAAACAUAGUAUUGAAGCGAAUAGAUUUCUUGAGAAAGUAUAAAGAAGAAAAAGAAAGAGGUGCCAAUUUCAUAUUUGUUGAUGAAACAUGGAUUUUCCAGAGAGGAACUGUAUCAAAGUCAUGGCAGGACAAGAGUCUACAAUCUGCGAAGAGACGUACUGUUGGAGAUGGUAAAAGGUUUAUUGUUGUUAAUGCUGGAGGGCGCACUGGCUUUGUGCCAGGAGCAGGAUUACUUUUUGUUUCAGGUCAGAAGACUGCAGACUACCAUGGCGAGAUGAAUGGGGAAACUUUCUUGAUGUGGUUUGAAGACAUGUUGGUGCAUCUUGAGGAACCCAGUGUCAUCAUAAUGGACAAUGCUUCAUAUCACAGCACCCAGAUGGGCGAGGUGUGUGGAUCACGUGGAGAAGCUAAUUCAAGCAGACUGGGAGAGAGAAGUCCACAUAGACAGCGGCACCAUUCCUCCACUCAUCAUCCACCUCGGCGAGGAUAGUUCAAGUGAAGACAGUGACAGCGAAGAAUUUGAGGUUACGACACAGCAAGUAGAUGGAGACAGUGAAGUACUGGCAGUUCCUCUUGAUGAUUUACCCGGGUGUUCUUAUUGAGGUCUGUAUGUAAUAAACACCUGGGCAACUGUAAGUAUUGGGGUUUGAAACAUUUUUUUUUUCUUUUAUGCAUUCCCAUUAAGUAUGUUGAUUACUGGAACUUUAUGUAUUAACUUUAUAUUACACAUAUUAUAAAAUUAAUAAUAAAUUUCAUUUCUGGAUUCGUAUAGGUGUAUGUGAAACAUUUUAUUUUGUUGUGUGUCUUCAUUUUUCAGUGAACUUACUUGGAAAACAAAAAGCCAGUCCCCAUCCAGGGCCACAAAUAAAUAAUGCAUAUAAGUGGUAUAGAAAUUACUGUCAAUUCUUAACCACAAUUUUACUGUUCAUAAAAUUAUGAUUUUGUCUAAUAAGUAUACUCAGGAAAAUGUAUAUAACCAUAUUUUUAUUUGUGGCCUUAACCGGCAAAAUGGUAGGGGUUUAUUAAAUAAAAGAAGAAAAUUCAUAUUUAAAUGUUUUCAUCUGAAUUUGUUAAUUUUAUUAAACCUUCAAUCCUUAGUCUUUUCCAGAUUGCUUAGAUGGACAGCCAUAUGUAUAAUUUACAAUACUUUUUUUUUCAGAUGCAGAAAACUGUGUUGAACUGUA